UUUCGACUUGCGACUAGCCUCGCUGACAGUCACGGCUCGAUUAUCGGAGCAGUUCGAACGAUUCGAGAGAUACUACAGAACAUUCUACCCGCGGAUUUACAAAUUCAUCAAGGACACACUCGUUGACUGAAUUACUUACAUCGAUUACAUGGAAUAAUUGAAUCAAUUGUUUUACAGCGACUAUAUUCAAAAUGAGUGAAAAAUUGUCCGUGGUAUCGUGCGCGUGCACGUACACAAAAAAAUAAAUAUAUUUUCGGAAAGACUAUCAAAAUUUUAGUUCUUCGCAGAUUCUGCCCACGUAUUUUUCUGCAUCCCGUUCUCAAAGAUUCAAAAUACAGCUGCUAUGCGUUUGAUAAAUUUUAAAAAUUUAGAAAACGCGGUUGACAUUUGCUAUCAAGAGCAGAAAUCUAACGCGACAUCACCAUUGCAUAACUGCCUUAAUGGAAAACUGCAUUCCAACUGCACCUCUUUGGCCGAUAUCUCACGGUCAUUUCUGCACAUCUUCUUUGAAGCAUUACUUCACUGGACCCCGUAUGCGAUUUUCGCUAUAAUUUUGAUUACCGUAACGAUUCCAUUGCUCUCGAGGUGCUGCGAAAUGGCCCGUUGCAAUACCCUCACCGACAGAAGAGCUAUUUUUUUCACCCUUUUCGAGGACAGGAUCAGACGAGAAUUUUGCUCGCAGUCUGCGGAGACGAUGUCGACAAUCGUGACGGCAGUCUCUCAUAUUCUCCGGAGAAAUCCAGAAAGGCCCUCUAUCCUCCUGUGCCUCGCCUCUCCCGACGCAAAAAACACCUGCAUAAAAAUUGCACGGGCAACAGCCGCCGCUGUAAUGUCUUCCUUCCGAAAACCUAAAGAAAACAUCGACGAAGUCACGCUGGAUUGUUCAAAUUACGAGAGUACCGACGACUUCUGGAAAUUCUACGAAGAUAUGACACAGCGCAUGAGUCGCCAAAAGGUUGUUGUCCUCAAGGAGUUCGAAAAAAUCAACCCUCAAGUAGCUACGUCACUUUGCCACCUCGCCAAUGACACCUACGCGCCUUUUCCCCAAUCGAUAAUAAUCGUCUGCUUGGACAUCGGUACAAGAUUCGAUCAUAACAAUUUGAAAGGACAGGCACCGGUUACACUAGCGGAAACUUUCCUCGGAGAAAAGUGGGAUUACUCCUUGGACAACGUUGCGAUGACUGAACUUCUAGGACGAUUGACCGGAAGAGCUGUUUUGAUUGAAAAGGAAUUAGUUCAACUUCGAAGAUUUGCUGGUUCACUGCCUGCGAUACAAGGGUAUUUGGGACCACCGCCUAAAUUGCGGCGACGCCGACAAAUCGCUCGAAGUGAAAUGCAGAUAUGAUUUGAUGUAUCGCAAUGCUCUGUAUAUACAUUACGCGUAUAGCCUUGGAUAAUAAAUUAAAACCAUAACGUUUUAUAUCUUUAUCGCACCACGAAUUUCAUGGUAUUUGUCAAACCGAUAUCAAUUUAUCCUUAAUCAAAGAAAUGAAAAAAAGGUCUUCGUACCGCGAUCGGAUUCUAAAUCACGCGGCCGAUACAUUAAUCGUUCAUGGGUGAUUUUCUCUUUAUCCGUUGAAAAAUAAUUCAAGGUUCAUACGUAACGCGUGGCUUUAAUUAUACAACCGAAUGAGUUUCGUGUUUGAUAAAUGUGCAAGAUUUACGGUGUCACCCUUUUAACGAAUACCGCGAAAAGAUACUAUACUAUAUAGUGUAGUAUAUUUUUCGAACCUCUACAAACAAGUAUUAUACGAAUAAUCACAAGUAAAACGCAUCAUGUAACCAACGGAUUAAAAUCUCUUUGGCAAAUGAUCCUCAGCGCGGGUUAAUAGUUAUUGUACAAUUUUGUACGUAUAAACGUAUAUAUAUUUGAUUUCUGUUUUCAAAAUGAAAAGAAACAACACUUCGGACGUCAGCGGCAUUCUUGGGAAUACUAUCUUGUUAUAAAAUUAAGUUCGGUUGAAUCGCUAUCAGAAAUAAAUACAUAGAAAAACAAAAUAAAACAAUCUUGGCUGUAAAAACUUAACUUUUGUGUAUCCGUGUACACUAUUCCGCGUACAAAAAUACAAAACAUUUCAAUUGGACAUGGAAAUGGCGAGAUGUGGGGGUCCAAAAAAAUCUUUUGCAAUCGCCUCAACAAACAAAACUAUACAUUAAAUGACCGAUGUUACGAUUGUGAUGAUCAAUAACAAUAACACACUGUUUUUUGUAGAAGAUGCUUGUAAUGACCCCUGUUGUGCGAGAGACCAGAGUCGGUAUGCAGGUCCGUGUCUCAUCAUUUAAUGUAAUUUUAUUAUCUAAUCUACGUAUUACGUUCAUUAUAGAAUAUCACUUUAAACUAUAACCGACCCUACGAGGCUUUUUUAAAGAUUAGAAUUCGAUACUACGAGGUCAGCGUUUUCUUUUUCUUCAUUUGCUUUUUGCUUUUUUGAUUAUUUUUUUUUUUACUCAUAUCUGGUGAACUUUAUUUUCUGUUCGUCUUUCAGAACCUCCCGACGUGAAUUGUAAUAUCACCUCGAAUUAAUGUAUAUAUAUAUAUACAGUGUUAUAAUUAAUCUAACGAGAUGAUUAAUUUUCGACAAGAGUUGCGCGUAUUUUAACUUUGCAAUCUGCAAGGUCCGCUCGCCUCGGUGAAUUCUGAAGCAACGCACGCAAUAAUUAAAGUCGAGAGGUGAUCUGGAAACGGGCAGCUGACAGUUAUUGCUUAUCCCCGUUGCACGACAAUGACACACCUUAUAUUGCGUCUGUGCUUUCAACGAAUUUGUAAAUAAUGCCAACUUCGAAUGACUGACUGAUCGAGGGCAACGAGUAAGGGAAGACGUCUGUUAAAUUGGAUAUUUAGCAUUAAGAAUACAAUUAUUUCUUUAUUAUAUAUAUAGUUCUUCGGUCACUGACGAUAAUGUAUACACAUAUGUAUACGUGUUCACCGAGCGUACAUAGAAGUAAGUAUAUAAGGACACGAGGGCGAAAAAUAUAGAAAGAGGGGAGGUUUUUGCUGCUCAAGCGGAUUCUAUCAGAAAUCCAUGUUUGUAUGGUGCAUACGUGUUGGGUGGGCGAGCGAAUGAUCGUAUAAAGUGAAAUAUAAGGAAACGAGCGUGCCGGGGAUGAAGAUUGAUAUGGCGGCUAAAGGCUGAGCUGCGGUAGCUGGUCUUCUUUUUUGUUGUUUUUGUUGUUUUUUUUUUUUCGUACAAGAACGUGUACAAGAGCUGUAAUCGUGUGUACGAUAAUUCAUAAUUGCAGUUGGGUAUAUUAUCGUAUAAAAUAAGCUAUAAUAACGACCGAACGAUAUCCGGACAACGACACAAAGUUCAGACGUCGCAGCUUUUCUGUGAGUGGCACGCGAAUAGAUAACCAUUUAUAAUUAAAACUAUCGAUUUAUUUUCACCGACGCCGCGUUCUAUCUACAUCCAUUGCGGGGCAACGAAAAAAACUAUAAAAUAAAAUAAAAUAUCUGUAUGCUGUUGCACUUCUGCUUUUUCUUCUCGUUAUUAUUCACACCAGUUUAUACCAGCUCAUAGUUCACCACGAUUAUUUGCAUCACGUGCACUCGCCAAUUUUUCAACUAAUAUACCGCAUACAUCCAAGGUUCAAAGAAACCGGAGUUCACCGGACGGUUUCAAAUAUAUACGUAUAUUUAACGCUGUAGGAGAAAAAAAGAAGAAGUUAAAACCCAAACAAAGUCUCAUUUCCUUCCAUCUACUCGCCAGGGUUUGAACUUUGUUCCCGUCCUUCCCUAAAUCGCAGGAGUCGCUCCCCCCUUCCUUUCAUUAUAAAUUUUGCACCCCCCGUGUGGAGUGUGCGACGUUAAUCUCUCGGGAGGGGGUAUAUAUAGCCCGCGAAAUCGUACGGUUAAAAGUGGGCGCGAGAUUUGCUCAAGAUU
Messenger RNA from Athalia rosae (coleseed sawfly), 3880 nucleotides. RefSeq lists its product as uncharacterized. Bases 344 to 1345 code for a protein of 333 amino acids. Lineage: Eukaryota; Metazoa; Arthropoda; Insecta; Hymenoptera; Athaliidae. The transcript has 7 exons. The record is from RefSeq and is a predicted model, not a curated record.